CCCAGUCGUUCCGACGUCUGUGGUUCCAUGGAUUUGAUGCCAAGAAUCAACCCCACCAGAGCUCAUCUCACCCCACCUCUUCCAAGGGAUUCUUCUCCAAUCCUGUGGAACAAUCAACAACAUUCGAGGAUCACCGAACUUCCGUUCCUUAACCAGCAGGAAUAUCUUUCCUAUUUGAUCGAUCACAUCUACUUUUAAGAUUUACAAACUAAGAUUCAUACCCAUUCCAUCUUCAGCCAAUCCUAACCUCUAUCCCACCGAACAACCCGUUUGUCCUCCUACUUGCGCCUACCGUCCUCCCACCAACCCUCUUCACUGUCAUUCUCCUAGCUUCCUGUCAAAUCAUUCUUUGGCACCUCAUACAUCUGCCAUCAACAUGGCAGAGCCCCUCCCACAGCUCUUUGGCGUAAUACCCACCGGCGCACCCUGCAUAACCCGCCCAACAUCCGCACCUUCACCGACCUCGUUUGUUUACGUCCUUCCCACCGGACCCAAGCCAUUCUCACAUAUCGGUAAAUCUCUCCCUCUCGUUUUCUUAUUACUUUCCCUCCUCUAUUCACAGACCAACAGAACCAAAGCUAACACCACACCCUCUCAAAAAGUCGUAUUCCUCCUCCCCGGCAUAACCCUCCCCCCCUCCACCGCAGCAGCAGUCUACAUCUCCCUCCCCACUCCACCCACCAAUCCUCCCUCCUCGCAACCCCCUCCACCAACAUUCAAGUUUCUGGGUGGUAUCGGCCCCGGGAAAGAGAGCGCUGUAUUCAAGAUCUCUGGGUUGGGCAACGCUUCGUCUUCCCAGAGUGCUGGUGGUGGAGGAGGAAUUGCAGAGGUAGAUAUGGACGCCGACGAAACCUCUCCUGCUACUGCUGUCGGAGGAGGAGGAGAAAUCACACUCGGCAUAUCCCUCGAAAGCGCCGACUCAGUAUCCUCUCAAAUGGCCGCUCUCCAAUCCCAAUCCCAGCCCUCCACCACCUCCUCCGCGCUCGUUCUCGCCAACUCAGCAGCAGGAGGAAACAACAACAACAGCGUCAAGAAACCAAAUACGCUGUUACUAGCGCAGCGGAUCAUCAAGAACGCAUUUAAUUUCCUGGCUAGUUUCAGUGGGAAUGUUAAUGGUGGCGUGGAGGUCGUGCCGCUGAAGGCGUUUGAGGAGUGGUGGAGGAAGUUUGAGGGAAGGGUGAGGAGCGAUCCUGGGUUUUUGGAGAGGAGUGAUGGGGAUUGAGAUUCGGGGAGGGAGUAAGUGAGAGUGAGAGUGAGAAAGAGUCGAAUUCGUGUGGGCCGGACUGGAUUGUAAUGAUAUGGGCGGGUAUUGACCUUUUGGAGGUAGGAAGUGAGGUAGCUAGAGAGGGAGAAAGAGAUGGAGGAAGAAAUGGUAUGGUCAGUGAUGACAGCUACUGAAAGAAGGAACCGCUGGGGGAUAGACAGCUGGAUUAGAGACGAGAGAUUGAAGCGAGCUGGGAAGGGAAUCGAGAUAUCGGAAACGGAAGCAUUUGAGGACUGCAAUGAAGCGCAAUGUACUAAGUAGCAAGACAAGGAGACCAGACAUUUAGUUACCAUAGCGGUCGAUAUGUAGAUGCAACGCAGGAGGGAAAGAUUCAAGUCAAGCUCGGAGCAUUAUGGAGUACAAUUACAGCGAGUCUCCAUCUCAACACCCCUCAAAGCGAAAUAGAAAGCGUGUUUACAAACACUUACAGCAUCUGAAAAUAAGUGAAGGAAGAUAGACAGACGAGG
Messenger RNA from Cadophora gregata, 1731 nucleotides. RefSeq lists its product as uncharacterized. Gene Ontology annotation, molecular function: nuclear import signal receptor activity. NCBI's taxonomy places the organism in Eukaryota, Fungi, Ascomycota, Leotiomycetes, Helotiales, Ploettnerulaceae. The transcript has a single exon. Bases 377 to 1222 code for a protein of 281 amino acids. Gene Ontology annotation, cellular component: nucleus; cytosol. The record is from RefSeq and is a predicted model, not a curated record. Gene Ontology annotation, biological process: protein import into nucleus.